Blastomyces gilchristii SLH14081 is the source of this 1758-nucleotide messenger RNA. RefSeq lists its product as uncharacterized. Lineage: Eukaryota; Fungi; Ascomycota; Eurotiomycetes; Onygenales; Ajellomycetaceae. The transcript is spliced from 4 exons. The coding region runs from base 1 to 1758 and encodes 585 amino acids. The record is from RefSeq and is a predicted model, not a curated record.
AUGGAUGAGGCUGCGGCUGCACGGGGCCUCUCGCUCACACACCCCAACGCAGCACAAUGGAACCACGAACUUAUGCUUGAAUUCCAAGCAGCACUCGAAAAAGAUCCAGCGGCGGACCUGAUGUCAAUUAUCUCUGAUUCAUAUAGACGAGAACAUCGAAAAGCUCAGUAUUGCGAGCUCUCUUAUGCAGCAAAAAUUAAUCUCAGAACAGUCGAUGAGCUCGGCGAUCAACUCAAGCACAAGCCAGAAGUCAACUUGCUGGAUGUGUUUCCAAAGAAUUAUGUUCGCAGGAUUAAAAUGGCGACUGCCGGCCGUACAGCGCCGUCUGCGGAGGAUACUGAAAAACCGAGUCCUCCGGAGUUCCGCACACGUCUUGAUCUCGCUGACUCCGCCACGGUUGUCUUUCCAUUGUCUGAGACAGUUACCGCUCUUCUUGCGAGGUAUUCACACCCAGAGGAACCAGAUGGUGCAGAGCAAGCACUGAUUUCCUUCCUCAAACAACUGCUUUGGGACUCGCCCAAACUCUGGGAAAGCUCCAUCAGAGGCGUGGUCGUCAAGUGCAAUGAGGAAGUCGUUGCCAAAGUGAUUACAAGUGAUACCAAUGACACCACAGAGUACACGGCCAUGCAGUACCUCGCAGAACGCGCGCCCGACAUCCCAGCCCCCAAACCCCACGGCCUAAUCAGAUUCGGACCCUUUCGCGUUAUCUUCAUGUCAUAUAUUCCGGACAUGACAUUGGCGCAAGUCUGGUCCAGCCUAUCACCCAAGGAGAAAGUCUCAAUACAACAACAGCUAGAUGAUAUUUUCCGUAGAUUGAGGACCCUUCGCCAGGAGGAUGGCAAUGCACUUGGAGGUGUCAGUGGAGAAGGAGUGAAAGAGUACCGUGUCGAUGAAUGCGCCCGCUGGAAAGAUAUUACCACAGCCAGAGAGUUUAGCGACCUACAAUUCUCCGCGUGCCACCAUGGCAGCAAGACAUAUAUCAAAUUCCUCCGCUCUUUCCUCGAAGAUGAGAGUGCUACCAUGCGCGGAUCCGUGUUUACCCACGGUGAUGUCAGGAGGGAGAACAUUAUGGUGAAGCAGGAUCCAUAUAAUAACAACGCCUACGUGGUCACUGGUAUUAUCGACUGGGAAGAUAGCGGCUUUUAUCCCGAGUACUACGAAUGCACGAUGCUGACAUGUACUCUGAGCCUGGUAGAUGAGAAUGACUGGUACCUUUACCUUCCGGAGUGCAUUUCGCCGUUGCGAUUUCCUCUGCCACAGUUGCAAGAUGACAAGAAGUUGCCGUGCGUAUCCACAGCCAUGAGCGAUGGCUCCUCGUUCGAAUUUGCUAAAUAUUGUGGGAUGAUUGCUGGUCUUUUCGGCAGAUCAUUGGCCGAGGUUGGGAAUGACUACCUAGGUAGUCGAGGAUUUACAACACUUCAUGAGGUCCUUCUACGAAUCAAUACCAGUCAAUCAUUGGAGGAGUUUCUCGACUCUUCAUCUCGAGCCGGAGAUAUUGCCGCUUUGAUUGACCAGCCAGAUUAUCAUCAUCGAACUCCUCUAACAUGGGCUGUAGAAUUUGGCUGGGUUUACGCCGUCCGAACCCUUCUGAAUUUUCGAAAGGCGACUUCAAUUCUGUUGUCGAGGUUUUGCUUGCAGAAGGCGUUGACAUUAAUGCGAGAGAUCAUGAAGGGUGGACACCAUUGCAUAUUGCAGCAUCAUGGGGUUACAUUCCUCGAAGGCUCGUGGAUAAUCAUGGACUUAAUUGGAAUGUCUUGA